Monopterus albus (swamp eel) is the source of this 3984-nucleotide messenger RNA. RefSeq names its product RAP1, GTP-GDP dissociation stimulator 1 (gene rap1gds1). Gene Ontology annotation, biological process: positive regulation of GTPase activity. NCBI's taxonomy places the organism in Eukaryota, Metazoa, Chordata, Actinopteri, Synbranchiformes, Synbranchidae. Gene Ontology annotation, molecular function: protein binding; guanyl-nucleotide exchange factor activity. Bases 391 to 2214 code for a protein of 607 amino acids. The transcript is spliced from 15 exons. The record is from RefSeq and is a predicted model, not a curated record.
GGUUUUAUUUUGAAGGCUAUGGCCGGAAGUGCUGUUCUUCCUCUCGUCUGUCUGCAGUGACUGUGGCGUGUCACUGAGGUAGUCGUCCAAAGGAGCGUCAGUACGUAGGUUGUGGUAAUAGAGGUGGAUGUGAGAGGAAGUUAGAUGUGUUAAUAACACAGUCACCCGGUGUACAGGCUGCUGUACGGCAGGACCCAUCUGAGCUGGCGGCCCGGCGGCUGCUGUAGCUACCUUACCGGCUAGCUAGCUAACCAAACCCGCUGUUUUCACCUAUUUAAAUAGACGGAUAGUGCGUACAAAGCGGGGCCUCUGGCUAGUACGCCUCGGUUUACAGCUGUCCUGGAGAGUUAAAACACCCCGGAUUAUUCUCCGGAGCAACAUCCUGUUGAGAUGGACAACCUGAGUGAUGCCCUGGAGAAGCUGAAGCUAGCUUCUACCGACAGCGCCACUGACAGCGUGGAGAGCUGUCUGGACUGCUUGCUCAAAGCACUCGCCAACAACAACACUGAGGCCAGUGUGAAGAUCCAGGAGAUGGGCAUUCUUCCUCUGCUCCCCACCCUGCUAAAUCCCCAGUCUUCCAGCACCCCUAAAGUAGCCAACAUCAUAGCUGAGGUGGCCAAAAAUGAGUUCAUGCGGAGUCCCUGUGUUGAAGCCGGACUUAUCCCUCCUCUAACUCAGCUGUUAAACUCCACCGACCAAGAGGUUUUGCUGCAGACUGGUCGAGCUCUUGGCAACAUCUGUUAUGACAGCCAUGAGGGCAGGAGUGCAGUUGACCUGGCAGGAGGGGCUCAGAUAGUAGCUGAACACAUUAAAUCGCUCUACCAAAAUACUGAGCCGGAAAAUGAGAAGCUCUUGACUGUCUUUUGUGGCAUGCUGAUGAACUAUAGCAAUGAUAAUGAUUCCUUACAGGCCCAGCUGAUCAAUAUGGGUGUGAUUCCCACUCUGGUGAAGCUGCUAGGCAUCCAUUCCCACAACACAGCCCUGACAGAGAUGUGUCUAAUUGCCUUUGGGAAUUUGGCUGAGCUUGAGUCCAGCAAAGAGCAGUUUGCCUCCACUAAUAUUGCUGAGGAGCUGGUUCGUCUUUUCCAGAAGCAGACAGAGCAUGAGAAGAAGGAGAUGAUUUUUGAGGUCCUGGCUCCACUUGCAGAAAAUGAUGUGAUAAAGCUGCAGCUGGUGGAGGCGGGCUUGGUGGAGUGUCUGCUUGAAGUGGUGGCUCACACUGUUGAUGGAGUGAGGGAGGAGGACAUCGCCCAACUCAAGACUGCCUCCGACCUCAUGGUCCUCCUGCUCCUAGGAGAUGAGUCCAUGCAGAAGCUGUUUGAGGGAGGAAAGGGCAGUGUCUUCCAGAGGGUCCUGUCCUGGAUUCCAUCUCAUAACCAUCAACUGCAGCUAGCUGGAGCUCUGGCCAUCGCUAAUUUUGCUCGCAAUGAUGGGAACUGCAUCCACAUGGUUGACACUGGUAUUGUGCAGAAGCUUCUAGAACUGUUGGACCGACACGUUGAGGAAGGCAACGUCACUGUUCAGCACGCAGCUCUCAGUGCCCUGCGGAAUCUGGCCAUACCUGUGGUAAACAAAUCCAAGAUGCUGUCAGCGGGUGUAGCGGAUAUGGUGUUGAAGUUUUUACAAUCAGAGAUGCCUCCAGUGCAGUUUAAACUCUUGGGGACGUUACGUAUGCUUAUCGACACACAAGCUGAAGCUGCAGACCAGCUGGGGACCAAUGGGAAACUGGUGGAGAGGCUAGUGGAGUGGUGUGAAGCCAAAGAUCAUGCAGGAGUGAUGGGCGAGUCAAACAGGCUUCUGUCGGCCCUCAUUCGACACAGCAAGUCCAAGGAAGUUGUCAGGACUGUGAUCCAGGGAGGAGGGGUCAAGCACUUAGUUACCAUGGCAACCAGUGAGCAUAUGAUUAUGCAGAAUGAAGCACUGGUGGCUUUGGGUCUCAUAGCGGCGCUGGAUCUGGUUGCAGCUGAGAAGGAUUUUGUUGCAGCCAACCUGGUGUCGGUGCUUCACAAGCUGCUGUCAGACGAGAGGAGUGCUCCAGAGAUCAAGUACAACUCUAUGAUCCUCAUCUGUGCAGUCAUGGGCUCAGAACCUCUCCAUAAAGAAGUCCAGAGCCUGGCCUUCAUUGACGUGGUGUCCAAGCUGAGGGCUCAUGAAAACAAGACGGUAUCACACCAGGCAUCGCUCACAGAGCAACGACUAACUGCCCAGAGCUAAAUGACUGUGUCAAUCCCCACCCACCCAAAUGCCUGCCUGACCACCUAAUUACCUGGUGACACCUCAUGACUGCUCUCCCCUGUGCCCCAUCGUUAUGUGCCAAGGUACCAUGUUAACUGCCAGCCAGACAUAGUCACAUCUCAUCCCUCGACCUUCUGCCCUCCCCACCUCCACUAGGGUUAGACUGAUGUGGGUUUCAGGAUCCCCACUACUUUGUGCUUAUAUUCAAAUCAUACAUUUUCUAAGUACAUUUUUAUUUUGAGUGAUAAGAAUCCACUCAGAAUUGAAGAACCUGUGUGUGGAAACGCCUAUGAAACUACCCCUGAAAGCCAUAAUACUGAGAUGUCUUUAGGUGGGAUAGCAGGUCCUUAAGGCAGGGUGAGGCCGGCUGAAUGUCAGGCUUUACAGACUGGCACCGCUUAAAUGCUCAAGCGCAUGUGGUUUGUAACUGAUACAUCAGUCUAGCCCUAGUCCCCACCUCUAUUUGUGCAUGCGUCUUCUGCUACAGGUAGCUCCACAAGAGCUGAGGCGCCACAGACAGCCUAAUGCAAUAGAGUAAGACACAACACUCUUUUAUGACCAUAGCUGUGAUACCAUCCGCCCAUAACCCACCAGUGAAAGUGUGCACAAAAGAAUAAAAAAAGCCUUCCUGUUGUGAUUUUUCUUUCAAUUUUAAAAAAAACAGCAGCCAUCCAUGAUGUGCCAAGUUGUGUCCCAUGUAGCUCAAGUAUAAAUUAACUAGAAUCUGUGCAUGUUUUAAUCCUGUUGAAGGUAUGCCAAUGUUCAUUUCACCUUCAUUUUAUCACUCACAUACCCCAAAAUGCAGCCUGCACUCCUCGACUGACACUCCUAGUCUUUUUUGGCUCUUCUUCUUAAGACUUAGAUAUUUUAUUCAGCUUUUUAUUCCCAUUUAUCCAAAUUUAUUCUGCCUGGUCCACCAGUUGUACAGUGAAGGUAGAAGCUCCGUGCAUUUCCACCCUGUCACUGACAGAGAAUCAUGUUAGAACCCGGUAGUCACAUUUGUUAGUAGACUUGAGUAUGACCAGGUUUAUAUAACAAAAAGGUCUAAAUGGGAUAGGGAAUGUGUCCUUCCCAAAGGAAAUAUAAUGCUUUAUAGGAUUAACAGAUGUAUAAAACUCUGCUGGAGCUUUGUUAGUCCACAUCUAGUGCCAUCACACAGUGUACCAUGGUCUGGCAUUGCUCUCUACACAAACGUCAUAAAUUUAUUACAAUAAAGUUAUUGCCUGAUCAAUAUUUGACACACUGCAUAGCCAAAUUUCUACAGGUAAAAUUUUGUUUUUAGUGCUGUGCACAGAAACCAAGAAAAUAUCAAUAGAAGAUCAUAUUAAAAUAUUUUUAGAUGAGCAGAAAAUAGGGAAGAGGAAAGAGACGUUCAAGUCAGAGUUGGCACAAGAGGGUAAAGUUAGAAAUGUAGACUGAAGUACUACAGUCCUGCAUCAAGGUUCACUCCCUGAUCAACACACAAUAUGCCCCAGCAGGGAUUUCUGGUGACGUGUCCGAUGCUGUGCCGACACCCUGUUAGCAUGCCUCGGUGUGUUUACUGGUCUGGCCCCACGCUAUUUUUAUUUUUUAUUUUUAAAGGUAUGAAUGGUUAUUUAUCAAAUCUGUGCUCUUCAGAAAGACACUCGCCAGUGGAGAUGUAUCCAUAGUAACUGCGUAAAUACUAUAAACUUAAGUGUUUGUUGUAAAUGUCAUAAGUUGUACAUUUGGAUGAUUGUAACUUAGCAGAUAAUUAAAAGAUUAUAGCUG